Molecule: messenger RNA, 5118 nt
Organism: Dinoponera quadriceps
Lineage: Eukaryota; Metazoa; Arthropoda; Insecta; Hymenoptera; Formicidae
Gene: Ge-1
Product: enhancer of mRNA-decapping protein 4
Exons: 9
Coding region: 153-3395 (1080 amino acids)
Biological process (GO): deadenylation-independent decapping of nuclear-transcribed mRNA
Cellular component (GO): P-body
Molecular function (GO): protein binding
Source: RefSeq, a predicted model, not a curated record
UGCUGACAAGUGGGUGAUGGCCGCCUGACAUAUCACCUUCGUCGAGAUCUACCGACCUGCUUCGCGUGCAUGUUAAACGACGGCGUGAACGGUGAUGAAAAGGCGAUUUCUCAUCAAUUGAUCCAUCUGCCCUAACGAGCGGAGCGUCAUUUAUGCGUGAGAGGGACUCUGACAGCAAUAUGAUCAAGACCGGCGAGAAUAACCUGAGGCACCUCAACUUUCAGCAGACGGUGGAAUUCACCGGACAGGAGGAUCAGUAUUCGGUAGAAUUGUGCAGCACCAAUGUGACCAUUGUUCCGUCGCCUGGUGGUCACGACCAUGGUAGCUCCAAAGUAAAAUUGAAAAAUAUCGUUGAUUUCACAUGGGAGCAUCAUCUUUACACCGGUCAAUUGUUGGCUGUUCAUGUAUCUGGAAAAUAUCUAGCCUAUUGUAUAAAAGUUGGUACAGGUGGUGGGGUAGUUCGUGUUGUGUACAAGGAAUUGGAACACAGAGCUCUACUGCGUGGAAUGCGCGGUGCUAUUCAGGAUCUUGCAUUUGCUCAUGUUUCAAAUGUAGUUCUUGCGUGUAUCGAUCACUCAGGAACGCUCUUUAUACACACGAUUGAACCAACGCCGUCAGAAUUAUUAUGUAGCUUAGUGAUACAAGUUGACGCGGAAGACGCUCCCUCGAUCAGCCACCGGGUGAUCUGGUGCCCGUACAUACCGGAGGAUGACGCCUCCGACGGGGACGAAGUGUCAAAGUUGUUGGUUUUAACUCGUGGUUCUAAGGUUGAGUUAUGGUCGAUCGCAACGAUGGCGUCAAAGUUUAGAUCGAUAGAAGCGACCAAUGAAGCUGCCAAAGAGUGCGGCGGCAUGAUGGAAAUUGAACAACACUCAGGUACAAUCGUCGAGGCGACAUUUAGCCCAGACGGCACUGCAUUGGCCACAGCUAGUACCGACGGAGAAGUGAAAUUCUUCCAAGUCUUCCUACAUAAUAAUUCUCACAAUGGGCAGCCGCAACCACGUUGUUUGCACCAGUGGAGGCCUCAUGCGGGACGACCUAUCUCCUGCUUGUUCUUCCUCGACGAUCACAAGAACUACCAUCCGGAUGUUCAGUUUUGGAGGUUUGCUGUGACGGGGUGUGACAAUAAUUCGGAAUUGAAAGUAUGGUCGUGCGAAGUAUGGAGCUGCUUGCAAACGAUUAAAUUUGCCCCGACCCCUUCCACGGGCAAAAUGCCGGUACUAAAAGCAGGCUUGGACCUCAGUGCUGGAUAUCUUUUGCUAUCGGAUAUAUAUAAUAAGGUUUUAUAUAUACUAAGCCUUUCGAAGGACAGAGGCGAAGCUUUAGCGUGCGUGAGCACAGUGUCGGAGUUUCUCCUGCCAUAUCCAAUCUUGAGCUUUGGAAUCGUUGACGCCGGCCAGCGUAAGAUACGCUCGAGCGGCGAGUCAUUGGAGGAUCUCUGUCCGAUGAGCGACGAAGAGAUCGAGGAUCAGCUGAUAAUACGCAUGUAUCUAGUCCAGCCGAAAUCACUGCAAGAAUGCCACAUUGCAUUUAAGCCUGCCGCGCAAGUGAGCGGCAACUGCCUCCUUGACACACUUAUACACGAAUCGCUGGAUUACUCCGAGGAUCUACCAGACAUCGGGACCGCCAAUCACAAUGGCAUUCCCAGUAAAAAUUGCGACGAAGAGCGCUCUUUGCCCGCCACGAUCGAAGCAACGAUUAAUCACAACACCGGUGGCUUAAAUCUGAUGACACCCGACGCGUUCAGCUCGCCGUCGAAGAAGGAGAAUAACGAGCUGGAGUCUAACACCGCGAGUCCGGAAUUGGGGAAAGUUAUAUCCAGCAGUCCGUCUCUCGCACAAGCGGUGCAAGCAUUGAACGUAUCCGAUCCACCGCUCGCGACCAGCGAGAUGGAGGAACAAGCCCCCGCUAGCUCUGGUAGUAGCCCGUCGAGAGAAGUUCGAGAAAUUUUGUCUUGCAGUAAACCCGACGAGGAAACCGAGACCGAUUGCAAGCCGGAAACGAAAACUGACGAAGAUUGGUCCAACAUCCCGAUGGUGUUGCUCAAGGACGUUCACGCGAUGCAGGAAACGGAGGAAUUCCCUGAGGACGAUGAGAACAAUGUGCAGAGGAAGAAGGACGAGCCGAAGGCUCUCUCGACGGACAAUACCGGGAUGUCGUGGCCAGCGCACGAUGACAUCAAUAAUCUCGAAUUGAAAUUAGCGCCGAUCUUGGAGAUAAUCCAAAGUCAGAAUCAAGAACUGAAGGCAUUGCGCGCGGAGGUGAGCAGAUUGCAACAGGAGUCGCCGGUGUUCGCGCGAGUCGAGUCCACAUUGGCGAGGAUGGCUCAGCAGCAGAAUGCCAACCUGGAACAGACCCUGUACAGCCAAAUGGCGCAUCAGCGUGAAUUCCUCAACACAUUCGAGACAACGAUCAAAGAUAAGAUUGAAACUACCUUGCCACGUGUAGUCGAGGAGACCGUGGAGCCUUUGAAGCAUCAGAUACAGUUAGACGUGAAUCGAAUGAACGACCUCCUCAAGAAGAAUGUAACUGAAUUGAUAAACGGUGCGCAUGUGAAGGACAGCUUAGCUUUAGCGGCUGCUAAUGCGGCUAAACCAGCCUUGGAUGCUGCUUUCAAAGAAGCGUUCGCUACUGUCAUUCUGCCCGGCAUAGAAAAGACUUGCCAAUCCAUGUUUAAACAAAUCCAAGAUUCCUUUGUCAUAGGUACUCGCGAAUAUCUACAGAGUAUCGACGCCAUCAUCGACAAGCAGUGUCAACGACAUAACGAACAGCUGAGCGAGGCCUUGUCGACGUUGGUGCGCGAAGAAUUGCAGACUGAAUUGAAUCGAAAUUUCCGAACGAUGCAAGACGGCACCAUUCGAGCGAUUCGUGACUCCAUACGGGAGAAUCUCAGCCAACAGCUCACCGAUAUCUCGAGCGCACGAUCAAGAGCCACCACACCCGCUAUACCAGUAGCCGCAGCUGAUGCCCAAGCACGUAUAAUGUCUCAUCUUCAAAAGGGCCAGUACAACGCCGCGUUUCAACAAGCUCUGAGCGCGAGUGAUUUAGGUUUGGUAGUGUUAGUAUGUGAACGAACGGAACCCUCGACCGUGUUCUCAUGCGCGGGGGCUCAAGGUUCCAGGUGUAUUCUACAGCAACCCGUGAUUCUCUCGCUCGUUCAGCAGUUAUCCGCUGAUCUGGGACAUCGUACAGAAUUGAAGCACAGAUGGCUGGAAGAAGCGAUAUUGAACUUGGACGUGAAUGAUCCCGUGACGCGAGAGCACAUUGGCACUGUGUUAAUAACGCUGCAAAAUCAACUAGGCGCCUUUUUAGCGAGUAAUCCGAAUCAUCGAUCGGCACGCCGUAUGAAAAUGCUGGCUAUGGCUGCUCGUGCCCUACUAAGUCAGCAUCCUUGACCGCCACGCUUAUGAGCUCGCUCAAAUAUACAAUGUAAGAUUUUAUACGUUCUGUUUAAAGACUACUUUUGUCUAAAAGCAAUAUUCGUAGAAGUCGUGUUUAUGAAGUUGGCAGUGAUUUAUAUAAAAUAUGGAACACAACUAUACUUGUAAGGAUUCAUUAGCACUCACAAUUGCUUUACAAUAUAUUCAGAGAUUUCGUUUAAUUUCAAGAGAAUUUUAUGUAUAUAUCUCAUACAUAUAUAUACAUACAUAUAUCUCAAUGAUGCAGUAAGUUAUCACUCAUUGUUUACAAUUCAUAGGUGUUUCAGUGAAAUGUUAUUUUAACAGUUCAUAGGUGAAUUCAAUGAAAUUUUAUUUUAAUUGUACGUGAAUCGUUUGAUUCUAGGCUAUUAAAAGAGAGAUUUUUCUGUCGUGCGUUGUUGCAUAAUAUUGGAUUUAAACUUUCGGCGGUUGCAAAUGUUAAUUUUCAACAAUGAACAGUGACAAUGAAUUGUAACAUUUCUUCAAGUUGCUUAAACUCUUUAUACCUAAACAUUGACAGCACGUGGACUUCAUGAUCUAUUAUCACAUUUAACAAAUCAUAUAUUCAUAGGAGAGAUUGUAAAAAAUUUUUAAUUAAAUCGUAAUCUCUUGAAGAUUUUGCUUAAUAGCCGUUUAGGAAAUCAAUUUUUUGACUGAAAAAGAUUCUAUAUUUUUAUGACUAGCAAUUUACGAACUUUAGGAAGAGUCUACAUUGGAAUGAAUAUAUAAUAUCACAUAAUAAUUAUAAUAGUUAAUCAAAUGAUAAAAUCAGAAUUUGUUUUACACGCGUAAUUCGGUUUGAGUAUUUAUAUGUUUGACAGAAAAGUAGUCAGCAUUGUUGUUUGACAAUGAUUAUCUCACAUAUGUACACGUACGAUAAUAUAGUAUUAAACAUUAUCUGAAAGUCCUUAAACAAAGGCUGUAAAUAAUUGUGCCACCUACAUCGAAAAAAAAAUUAUUUUCCAAUGUUUCUAUGCUUUCUACAUGUGGAUGUUCCUAAUUCCAGAUUUACGUGUUCAAAUAUACGUUUAAAUAUUAUACUAAGAAGAUAGCUCGUAUAUCCAAAGGAUAUUGUACAUUUUUCUCCGAGGAAACUGAUAAUUUUAUUUACUUAUUUUUCUCAUAUAGUCACUAUAUUUUCACGAUGUUUAAAAGGUUAAUGAUCUUGGAUUACUUUAGAAUAGAGCGCAUCGCCAUAACUCGAUAAAAUUAAACAUUGUAAACUUUAUUUAAUUUCAUUAAAUGGGUUAGAUUUCGAUCAUUUGUAACAAAUGUUUUGCCAACCAUCAGCACGUAUUGUAAAAUGAACAGAUUCGUCAUAAAUGUCAUGAACUUGGCGUAUAUCACAUUUGACAUGAGAAACUUGACACUUAAAGAACAUGUAUGUAUCUAGAGGUAUGUUCGGGGAGCGCGCUAUCAGUACUAGCUGAGUAAAAGCAUCACUCAAUCCUUGUUUGACAUCUAAUGAGAGAUAAAGAUAGAAUGAUGCUUUAGUGCCGACAGUGUGCUUCCCGAAUGCACCAUGAAUCGUUCAGAUUCAUCAUAAAACUUCCAUAUAUACGCGUAGUCAAUUCUUUUUAAUUAUGUUGAAAUACUAACAAAUACAUUUUCUGUAUGAAUAAGAGAACAAAUAAUAGAAUAUAUAUGUUUUAGCUUAGACAAGAGUAGAUUUAAAUAAAUACUUUAUUCUUCUUAAAUC